Molecule: messenger RNA, 453 nt
Organism: Pseudogymnoascus verrucosus
Lineage: Eukaryota; Fungi; Ascomycota; Leotiomycetes; Thelebolales; Thelebolaceae
Exons: 1
Coding region: 1-453 (150 amino acids)
Source: RefSeq, a predicted model, not a curated record
AUGGCGAAACAGGUUACCUUCGAGGAAAUAAAAGCGCAAUCUCUGUCGAGAAGUCGAAGCGUCAGUCCUAGAAAGCGCCAGAUGACCAUUUCCGAUGGAGGACAGCACACCACGAAGCGAUUAUGCCUCGACCAUAGAUUUGGGGGCACUAGUCGGCAAGGCACCCAAGCUCGCACCCUGUUGACAUAUACAGGUACGUCUCUGCCGAGUGUGAGCUCGCCCGAAAUCCUCGAACAGUCGGAUUUGGAUAUGCAGACGUUGGUUCGAAGCCGCCGUUCAAGUGAUCCCUCAUUAUACUGUUGCGACUAUAACAAGGCCAAGAAAGAGUCUAGAGAGGGGAUGCCGGGUAAGCCGGAGUUUGGGGGUGCAUAUGUUUGUGACCAGUGUAGGGGUGUGGAAUACCGCGAGGAUAGGGAUAAGGAUGUGGAAGAUGUUUUCUUUGAUCCGGAAUGA